AUGGAGUUAAGUGACAACGAGCAGACGACGGAUGCACGGGUGCAAGUUUUCAGUGUGAGCCACAAGAUGAGCCCGUGGACCAAGGAGAACCCUCACUACGGAGCCUUCCAUAAAGUGCAUCAGCGUGACCCCCAUGACCUUGACCUCCAGCGUGACCCCCAUGACCUUGACCUCCAGCGUGACCCCCUUGACUGUGAUCACGGAGAGAUCUACUCCUCCACCCAUUUGGGGGUCGAGGGUCAGGUGGGGGUCGAGGGUCAGAACUGCUGCUACGCUGACCCCGUUUCAAACAGGGGUCGCUUUUUGCAGAUGUUCCGUGCCAUAGCUCUCAUGCUAAUUCCUCUAAUGGCACUGGUCAGUCUGGCCUGCUACUGGAUGGUCACAAACGUCAUCGUCAAGAGUGACCUUGAGAACGACAAGGUCAUGGUCAACAGGGGUCAGACUGUAGGUAAGUACAACAUCUAG
This is a messenger RNA of Physella acuta, 465 nucleotides long. RefSeq lists its product as uncharacterized. The record is from RefSeq and is a predicted model, not a curated record. Lineage: Eukaryota; Metazoa; Mollusca; Gastropoda; Physidae.